This is a messenger RNA of Pantherophis guttatus, 2534 nucleotides long. The record is from RefSeq and is a predicted model, not a curated record. Lineage: Eukaryota; Metazoa; Chordata; Lepidosauria; Squamata; Colubridae.
AAAAUUUCAGCUAUCUGUUCUCCAGAACCUAUCAGAACCUGCUGGAUUUCACCCCUGGAAAAUACCCACAAACUUUUUAGGAGGAACAAGUAAAGUGCUAAAAAGUCUAUUAGGACAGGUCAUAAAGGAGGAGAUGGAACAUCUAUUAAGAGUUUGGACUGAUGAUCAAAGAUGAGACUGAGUGGUGAAGACAGGAAGUGUGAGAAAUUGUUGGAGUUGCUUUAGCUGGAGACAGUGGCAAAGGAGUUACUACGGCUAGCUGGAGAUGACAGCAGGAGUCAAGAACACAUGGCUGGAUCUGCCAUAGGAUCUCCAUGUCUGGUGGCAUUCAUACUACCAGCUGCUCUACCUUGUCCUGUCAACAACUGUUACUCCCACUUGUUUUGCCAUGUUGUCAGAGUCACGCUGGAGGGGUCUCCGCCAUACCUUGCUGGUGCUCUUCUCAGCCACCCUUCUCAUUGGCAUAACCAUGCUGGCCAUCUCCUCUGAAAUCAAUCCUAUUGGGGUUUUCUUUCUUGUAGCAGGGGGCUUGUGUUUGGUUGGCUACCUCAUUAGUGUGGCAGCUGAACAAUGCCUGAAGCAUCAGAAUGCAGGAGAAGAGGCCCAGGCAGCUCCAAGAAGACAAAAUCACAAUGGAGACAACGCAACCUAUGAAGCACCAACAUAUGAGGAAGUGGUGGCUACUGGCUACUUGUCAGAUUCAGCGCCCACAAUUUGGACCAUUACAUCUAGUCCUGGAAUAGCCCAAGGAGAACCCCCUCCCUAUAGUGUGGUUAUUGAGCCUACUGCCCAUGGAGAGACUGUGGUGGAGACAUUCAGUGUCUCAGUGGAGCCAGGUGCACGGCGAGCCUCCGAAACAGAUCUGCACUCGAGGUUGCGCCUCCGACUGUUCCUACCAAGACUGAAACGCUUUGUCUCAGAUACUCAUGAACUCAAAGGAAGCGAAGAGCGUCUGGAACGCCUAGAGCCCCUCACUCCACCUCCUGCAUAUGAGAAUGCGACUGGUGAUGAAGUCUUUGAAGGACACUUUCAACCUUCAAAACCUUGACUGAAAGGCUGGAGAUUGAUAAGCAGUGCCAGUAUUACCACAUUACUUCUUUCGAGCCCAUUAUCAGCUUGGUAUUGUUGCCUGUGCUACAACUUAAGCAAAGUUUGUUUGCAAGGGUUUGGCUCUCUUUUAUGAAAAAUGCAUGCAUUGUAGCCAUGCAGCCAUGGUAAGGACUCCUUUCUUCCUUUGGAGUUUCUUUCAGGGAGUGGGGAGAGGCAGAAAGGUUCUUAGACAUUUCAUCUGAUACGGUUAGACAUUUCCAAAAUCAUUCAUAUGUUCUUAGGAUUGAACAGUAGCUUAGGCUGCCUAGGAAGUGGAGAACAAAAGACAGGUUGGCAUAUCUGGAGGAGGCAGAUUGUAGACAUGGAUUAUUAAUCAUCCUGCCUAGCUGAUUUAAACAGAAGUCUGGAGAGAGAGAGAAGAAAAGGGCAGGUUAGAGAGCCAGUGAAAUAAAGAUUUUUUUAAAAAAGCAGAAAGUUGCUUUUAAUUUUUUUUAACUUAAAUUUCACUGAUAAACUAGUCUAGGCCCAGGAUGAUUUUAAAAGAUUUUCCUGGAAAAAUUAAAAUCAGCCCAUACAAUACAUUACAAUGGUGAUGAUUCAUCUUAAACCUGGUUUCUCUUAUUUUCUGUGUCAUACUUGUCAUGAUAAGUGUUAGCAUUUGUACUAGUCUGUGUUUUCUGCCAGGAGUAGGCAUUUUAUCCAAAUAUUUAUUUCAACAUUCUCCUGAAUGGAAGCUAACCGUAACAAUGAACAUCUUCCUUAAAAUCGAGUAGGGGCAAGUAGGGUUUCUGUAAUGCAGAGGACAGCGCCCAGAGGAUGCUACUGAAGUGUCCCCUUUCUCUUAUUUAUUGAAACUGGGCUUGCUUUACAUGAAUCACGAUAUGUACAUGUGGAGUAUUUCCUGUUAUGAGGAUAAUGAAUCUGGUAUGGAUCUCUGUCACAACCUUAGAAUCUCUCAUGAUGAAAAUAAGCUUUUAUAUACAAACAGUUCAUACAAGCUAGUGCAAUAUAGUUUCCAAAGAAUUUAAAUUUUUAAAAAAUCAAAUACGUCUUUGGUGAAGGGGGCUAGUAAAUCAGAUUUCACUAAUUUUACCUGAAAUAGACACAACAUUGUAAAUGGUGACUGCUCCAUGUAAGUAUGAAAGAAAGAAAGCCUUGGUGGCAAAUUUAAAAUUCAGAUAAUACUAAGACUGCCACUUUUAAGUUUUUCUAACAGAAAAAUCUGAAUAAUUUCCAGGUAUGUUCAAAAGAUUCAUGUCUGAAAAUUAUGCAUCAGCUGCUAAAACCAGUAGUAAUGAACAAUAAAUGUUAUUUUAUUGAUUGUCACACUGCAGAAGGAUGAAUUUUAACAUUAUUUUUUUAAAUAUGCAAAAUUGUAAAACAGAGUAUGCAAAAUACAUUUAAUAUCUUGCUAGAUUUUAAAAGCAUAAAUCCAGCGCUGCCAAGGAAUGUUCAAAUAAAAUAAAACAUUUGAUCACAGAAAA